Pelobates cultripes (western spadefoot toad) is the source of this 267-nucleotide messenger RNA. The record is from the annotation of a GenBank genome assembly. NCBI's taxonomy places the organism in Eukaryota, Metazoa, Chordata, Amphibia, Anura, Pelobatidae.
CUGCGUGCUCCUGCGUCCGGUGUGCGGGCCUUCGACCUUGCGGAUCCGAUUUGCCACCACUGCACUGUCUCUGCCGAUGGGCCUGACAUCCCGGCCCAAGCCUCUGUGGCGGUCUCCUCCACGCUGGGCGGCCGGUCCCACCACCAUUCGGUCUCCCGGCCAGGGCCGGUCCAAAGUGCUCCUGCACCUAUGCUGCUCCACGAUCCUGCGCUGCCACUCUCACUUCAGCCAGAAGCUGCUCCACUGGAUCCAUCCUCUGGGCCUUAA